AUGGGACAUCGCCGAUUCAUGGAACCUGAUCACGAGUUUCGAUUUGAUGCUGAGUCAUUUGAUGGUUUUGAGGAACAUCGAGAGCCCCCCGUUCCCCUUUCAGCGUAUGCCAUUUCAAUAUUGACAAAGGACAUGAAAACUACAUAUGGGAAACUGCAGCAGAAGAGAAACAAGAAGCGACGUCGUAAUCAGGUAGAUGAUAAUGGCAUGAAUGUGCAGGAAGACACCUCAAUAUUCAGAAAGAGAAGUUGCUUCUUUCAGCUGCCAUACUGGGAAACACUUCUAGUGCGUCAUAAUCUGGAUCCUAUGCACAUAGAAAAGAAUGUGUUUGAGAAUAUUGUCCAUACCCUUCUGAAUGUUAGCAAAAGAUCAAAGGAUAAUUUAAAAUCACGUCUUGACCUAGAACAAUUGAACAUACGCCCGGAUCAACAUCCAGAUUUAACUGGGAGUAAACCAUACCUACCUCCAGCAUUAUACUACUUGGAUUCACACGGAACAAAGAUGUUUUGCCAAGUUCUUAAGGAUGCAAGGUUUCCUGAUGGCUAUGCAUCUAACUUGCACAACAAAGUUGAUAUGAAGAAAAGGAGAUUGAAUGGACUAAAGAGCCAUGACUGUCAUAUUAUAAUGCGUGAUUUGUUGCCCUUAGCCGUGAGGAAAACUUUGCGUGAAGUUGUUUGUGUUCCAUUGAUGCGUCUGUGCAACUACUUCAAGCAAUUAUACUCUAAGGUUGUCAAUGUGAGUGAGAUACAAAAGUUGGAGGAUGAGAUUCCUGAAAUCAUGUGCCAGUUGGAAAAAGUGUUUCCUCCUGCCUUUUUUGACAUCAUGGAGCACUUGACCGUUCAUCUUGCAACUGAAGUAAGGAUUGCUGGACCGGUUCAUUAUCGAAGCAUGUGGGCAGUUGAGAGGUUUUUGGGCAAGUUGAAAAGUAUGGUCCAUACGCUAAGUCACCCGGAGGGAUCAAUAGCAGAGGGAUAUGUUUUGGAUGACACUCUUACAUUUUGCUCGAGAUAUUUGCAUGAUUGUCCAACCAAAUUCACUGAAAGAGGACGUCAUAAUGAUUGUAUUCUCCCCAAUGACUCGACAAACCAACAACCAUACUUGAGAAUAGUCGGUCGUCCUCUAUUUGCUCCUUGUUUUGAAGAACUAGACUACACAUCAUGGAUUCAAGCACAAAGAUAUGUGCUGGUCAAUUACCCCCACAUUGCUCCCUAUGUCCAACAACAUCAUGAUAUUCUAUCAGUGGGUCAACGCACAAAAAUACGUGAUUUAGAACGUGCCCAUCACAAUAGUUUCCACACUUGGUUUGCUAACCAUGUUCAAUCAUUGAUUUCCAAUAAUGUUAAGAUCCCUGAAGAAGUUAAAGUCUUAGCACAAAAGCCAUAUCGGAUGGUGAAGAAGUAUAAUGCUUACUCUAUAAAUGGAUGCACUUUCCACACAAGGGGAUAUGGUGAUGGCAAAGAAACACAGUGCGAUGGAGUAUCUAUGAUUGCAAAGACAUCUAGUUUCUCAAGUGCUAAAGAUAAGAAUCCAACUUUAGGAGAUGUUGCUUAUUAUGGACAAAUCACUGAAAUAGUUGAGCUGAAUUAUUCUAACAAAGGCAACGUGGUUUUAUUCAAGUGCGAUUGGGUCGAUAGUGUUCGCCCUGAUGCUAGGGUUCGAAAGGACCCAUAUGGAAUAACUGAUGUGAAUUUUAACCACUUGCUAAGCAGCGGUAGUGAUAUAUUUGACGAGCCAUUUAUCCUCGCAACUCAAGCCACCCAAGUCUAUUAUGUACAAGAUUCUAUAGAGAAGGAUUGGUACGCCGUGGUUCAUCCACCUACAAGAGACUUCUUUGAUAUGGAUGCUAGAAGUGGUGGGAAUGAUGAAUAUUAG
Molecule: messenger RNA, 1872 nt
Organism: Hordeum vulgare subsp. vulgare (domesticated barley)
Lineage: Eukaryota; Viridiplantae; Streptophyta; Magnoliopsida; Poales; Poaceae
Exons: 3
Coding region: 1-1872 (623 amino acids)
Source: RefSeq, a predicted model, not a curated record